This is a messenger RNA of Hevea brasiliensis (rubber tree), 1947 nucleotides long. RefSeq names its product ammonium transporter 3 member 1. The coding region runs from base 304 to 1776 and encodes 490 amino acids. The transcript is spliced from 3 exons. Gene Ontology annotation, molecular function: ammonium channel activity. Gene Ontology annotation, cellular component: plasma membrane. Lineage: Eukaryota; Viridiplantae; Streptophyta; Magnoliopsida; Malpighiales; Euphorbiaceae. Gene Ontology annotation, biological process: ammonium transmembrane transport. The record is from RefSeq and is a predicted model, not a curated record.
GAGGAUUCCUGGGAACGGAGAAUAUUCAACUCUGGGAAACAGGAAUCGAGGCACCAGAUUCUACUUUAGCGAAAAGAAGAUACAAACGUUUUCUCUUCUUUGUAGUAUCUGUCCCCUCCACUCCCUCACACUUGCCCUUUUUAAUCCGUGUCAAGCUGUUAAAUACCCAAACAAGCCCUGUUGCUUUCUGUCUUUCAUCACUACCUCUAUACAUAUACAACUCCAAUAUUACUACUAGCAUAAUUGCGCCGGUUUCCCUUUCUAACAAAACUAGAAAUAGAGAAGCUGAUCCACGCCACCCCCAUGGCCAUUUCAGCUCCUCCCCCAAACCCCGUACCCGUCGCAUACCAAGGCGGCACAUCGGCGGCAGUUCCCGACUGGUUAAACAAGGGAGACAACGCAUGGCAAAUGAUAUCGGCAACACUCGUGGGUCUUCAAAGCGUGCCGGGACUUGUAAUUCUUUAUGGCAGCAUAGUAAAGAAGAAAUGGGCUGUGAAUUCGGCUUUCAUGGCCUUAUACGCCUUCGCUGCAGUGGUCAUCUGCUGGGUGGUUUGGGCUUACAAGAUGUCGUUCGGAGACAAGCUGUUGCCCUUCUGGGGAAAAGCUGGACCUGCCUUGGGCCAGAAGUUUUUGAUCAAACAGGCUGAACUGCCAGAGACCACUCAGUAUUACGAUAAUGGAGGUGUGGAAACGACCAUGGCUACACCUUACUAUCCAAUGGCUUCGAUGGUGUGGUUUCAGUGUGUAUUUGCAGCAAUAACAGUUAUUUUGCUGGCGGGAUCGGUGCUUGGGAGGAUGAACAUAAAGGCUUGGAUGGCAUUUGUGCCACUGUGGCUGACCUUCUCUUACACUGUGGGGGCUUUUAGCUUGUGGGGUGGAGGGUUCUUGUUUCACUGGGGUGUUAUCGACUAUUCUGGUGGUUAUGUUAUUCAUCUUUCUUCUGGAAUUGCUGGAUUGACUACUGCUUUUUGGGUAGGACCAAGAUCAACAAAGGACAGAGAGAGAUUUCCACCAAAUAAUGUACUGCUGAUGCUAGCAGGGGCAGGGUUACUGUGGAUGGGAUGGGCAGGAUUCAAUGGUGGAGAUCCUUAUUCUGCGAAUAUUGACUCUUCAAUGGCCGUCCUUAACACUAACAUCUGCGCAGCUACAAGCCUUCUGGUUUGGACUUGGCUUGAUGUUAUUUUCUUCAAGAAACCUUCUGUAAUCGGCGCUGUUCAAGGCAUGAUCACCGGCCUUGUUUGUAUUACUCCUGGUGCAGGUCUUGUGCAAGGAUGGGCAGCAAUAGUGAUGGGAAUAUUAUCAGGUAGUGUUCCAUGGUUCACAAUGAUGAUUGUACACAAAAGAUGGACGCUUCUCCAAAAAAUAGAUGACACCCUAGGUGUCUUUCACACCCAUGCCGUUGCUGGACUUUUAGGCGGUGCUUUGACUGGCCUUUUUGCCGAGCCCACAUUAUGUUCCCUUUUUUUACCUGUUGCAAAUUCUAGAGGUGGCGUUUAUGGUGGCUCCGGUGGAGUUCAAUUCCUCAAACAACUAGCUGGCGGUGCAUUCAUCAUUGGGUGGAAUUUGGUUAUCACCUCAAUCAUUUGUGUGGUGAUAAAUUUGGUAAUCCCAUUGCGUAUGUCGGAGGAGCAGCUGUUGAUAGGAGAUGAUGCCGUGCACGGCGAAGAGGCUUAUGCAUUAUGGGGCGAUGGUGAAACAUAUGACUCCACCAAGCAUGGUAUGUACUCCGAUGAUACCAUCCAUAAGACAUCUACUGGUGCUACGCAAGUUGUUUAAUUACCUAAAAAUUAUAUUGGGGAGUGUAAAGGAUCAUGUUACGUAAUAAUAGUUGCUUUUCAAGCCAAAUUGAAAGCAACUUUAUAUAUAUAUAUAAUGUAAAUCUGUCUUUCUUGGACGUGUGUACAAGUAUUGAUUGAACUUAAUUCAACUGUGCUUUUUUUCUCCCAA